CCAAAAUGCUACGAUUUUAAGCAUAAAAAAAACCCCAUAGUUUCACAUUAUUUGUAAGUGGUAUUUCAUAAAAGAUGCCUAAUGAAUCGAGUUUCUUAGCCUCACUACCACUGUUACUGCUUCUUCUCAGCUUCCUAAUGGCUUCCUUCUUCGACACGGCAGCUGGGCAAACCGGAAUUUGCUACGGGAUGGUUGGAAACAACCUGCCACGUCCGUCAGACGUGAUAAGGCUUUUCCAGCAGCGGAACAUACGGCGGAUGCGGAUUUACGGCCCCAACCGAGAGACUCUCGACGCUCUCCGAAACUCCAACAUCGAGCUUUUGCUCGAUGUUCCCAACUCGGAUCUCGAGCGUGUCGCCGGCAGCCAAGGGGGAGCCGACGCGUGGGUCCGCGACAACGUCCGAAACUACAACAAUGUCAGGUUCCGCUACAUUUCGGUCGGAAAUGAGGUGCAACCCUCGGAUCCACGGUCGAGGUUAGUCCUCCCUGCGAUGCAGAACAUCGAGAGAGCGGUUUCAGGCCUCGGGAUCAAGGUCUCCACAGCUAUCGACACCAGAGGCAUUAGCGGGUUUCCUCCCUCGAGCGGGACGUUCACGCCGGAGUUUAGGAACUUUAUCGCGCCGGUGAUAGCUUUCUUGGUGAGCAAGCAAUCUCCUCUGCUCGUGAAUAUCUACCCUUACUUCAGCUACAUCAACAACAUGAGAGACAUCCGUUUAGAGUACGCUCUGUUCACACCGUCUACUGUAGUCAAUGAUGGGCCAAACACGUACCGAAACCUCUUCCACGCACUCCUAGACACUGUUUACGCGGCAUUGGAGAAAACGGGAGGCGGAUCGGUGGAGAUCGUGGUGUCGGAGAGCGGUUGGCCGACCGCGGGAGGAACCGCGACGACUACAGAUAAUGCGAGGACUUAUGUGAACAACUUAAUACAAACCGUGAAGAGUGGGUCUCCGAGAAGGCCAGGGAAAGCUAUAGAGACUUAUAUAUUCGCUAUGUUCAAUGAGAAUCAGAAGGAUCCUGAGUUCGAGAAGUACUUUGGACUGUUUCUUCCUAAUCAACAGCCUAAGUACGAAGUCAAUUUCAACUAAAAGAUAUCUUUAAAGACACUUCACGAUAGUGAUAUGAGAUAAGUGGAAUUUAAAGGUAUUGUAUUGUAAACUGUAAAUGUUUCCAAAGAGUGGGAACUUGUUGUAAUAAUAAGGAACAAUUAAUGAGUCACAAUAAAAUAAUAUAAAGAACUUGUUUUAAUACAUAUACAGGUAGUGUAGAGUGGUUGUCCCACGGAGACGAGUGUAGAGAAUGCGAGGAC
Messenger RNA from Thlaspi arvense, 1309 nucleotides. Lineage: Eukaryota; Viridiplantae; Streptophyta; Magnoliopsida; Brassicales; Brassicaceae. The record is from the annotation of a GenBank genome assembly.